AUGGCCACAACCUCGCAGGUAGCCCCAAAGCUUGAUCUCAAGACGUUUCUUCGGCCCCUCCGGGUCGAAGUCGAAACCUUGUAUGAUUUAUCAUGUCAGCUCUCAUCAUCUUACAAAAAGUUGGCCGCAGAGUCGGUUGAACACUUUAUCCCAACGGCCAUUACCCGUCUUCCGACAGGUCAGGAGACAGGGCGCUAUCUCGCCGUUUACUUCGGUCUGCAUUACCUGCGUGUGGCUUUCAUCGAUCUCUUGGGAGAUCAACAACUCAAGGAACACGCGCGUGUACGCCGCACAUUAGAAAAGGCAUGGCCUAUUGAGGAGCACUUACGGAAGGAUCAUUCCAAUGACCUCUUCGCCUGGAUUGGAGACUGUAUCGCCGAAGUCGUGGCCGACAGGCUGGCCAACCCCAAUGAAGAGCGGAUUGACCAAAUAACGACUGGCAUUUCCUUCUGUCUUCCUAUAAAACAAGAUUCCCUUGAUGAAGCUAUCCUGAUGCCAACAGGAAAGGGAUUUUCCUUAAGCUCAGACCUCAAUCUCCGCCAAUCAUUGCUGAACGGCUAUGCACGCCACACGUAUUCGUCUCAUGGAAAUGAAAACGAGGAUGAAAUGGACAUGCCUUCAAAACGCCGCAGGCUAUUUUCCCUUCCCAAAUUGAAAGUAGCGGUCAUGAUCAAUGACACCACAGCGACUCUUGCUUCGUUGGCGUACUCUAUCCCCUCUCUCCCCAAUACCCGUGUUGUCAUGGGCCUGAUCGUGGGCGCUGGAUGCAAUGCGACUGUUCCCAUGAAACUUGUUGAUUUGCAUGAAACAAAAACUAAAAGUAUUCUUGAAAAAUACCCUGACGCCGAAGAAACCCUUAUUUCGACCGAAUGGACUCUUUCCACCGCAGCUGCUUCUUUUGAUGCGCUUGGGAUUCGAACAAAAUGGGAUCAUCAACUCGAUAGCAAUUCCAAGAGACCUGGUUUCCAGCCAAUGGAAUAUAUGGUCGGUGGUGGAUUUACUGGCGAGCUUGUCCGCAUUGUCUGUUAUGAUUGGUUCCACGGAGCCUUAGGGAUAGAACGCUCUGAGUUGCCGCUAAAGUUGGUUGGGGAGUAUUCUCUUACGACAGAAUACCUCUCCCUUGUUGUUGCUCCUUCUCUUUCCGAUGAGCGCUUAGCGAGAGAAUUGUCCAGAACACUUCAACCACCCGCUGACAGUACGUGGACCUGGAGUCCUGAGUAUGCCCGUGAUCUUCGCGCAAUUUCCUCCGCAGUGCAAGAUCGAGCGGCUUCCUUGGUUGCAUCCGCUGUCGUUGGUCUUCUCGAUUGUACCAAUGAGAUCCAACUCUGCAAUGAAUCACCCAAAGAGAUCAAUGGUGAAAAAAUCGAAACGGAAGUUGAAGUUAUUGAAAAAGCGGACCUGGAACCAGUCUCAUCGUCAAGGCCAGGUUGGAAGAGCGGACCCGAGGAGCUCGCGGUGGCUUUCUCGGGCGGGGUGAUUCAACACUACCCUCAUUAUAAACAAAAUGUACAGAGAUAUAUUGACCGACUCCUGCUUCGUGCUGGUCCUCAGGCAGGAGGAAAGAGUGUCUUCUUGAGGGAGGCCAGCGAUGGCGGGAUCAUCGGGACUGGCGUCCUGGCUGGAACUGCGUCAGGAGAAAUCGGGGAAAUCAAGGUCACCCACUCAUGA
Messenger RNA from Penicillium paradoxum, 1668 nucleotides. Its product is annotated as hexokinase family protein. Lineage: Eukaryota; Fungi; Ascomycota; Eurotiomycetes; Eurotiales; Aspergillaceae. Gene Ontology annotation, cellular component: cytosol; mitochondrion. The transcript is spliced from 2 exons. Bases 1 to 1668 code for a protein of 555 amino acids. Gene Ontology annotation, biological process: intracellular glucose homeostasis; glycolytic process; glucose 6-phosphate metabolic process. The record is from RefSeq and is a predicted model, not a curated record. Gene Ontology annotation, molecular function: ATP binding; fructokinase activity; glucokinase activity.